Molecule: messenger RNA, 27026 nt
Organism: Pelobates cultripes (western spadefoot toad)
Lineage: Eukaryota; Metazoa; Chordata; Amphibia; Anura; Pelobatidae
Source: the annotation of a GenBank genome assembly
CACAAGUGUCUAGCAAUGACGUUUUUAAUAUUGAUAGAUAUUAUUUGAAUUGUUUAGAAAACAUGUGUCUGUUUUUGUUUCUUUUUCUUGCACUAACAGUAUUUUUUGGUGAAUUGGAAGGUUUGUGCCCAUCACAAUGUACUUGCAUUUUUCAUGGAAGAAGUGAUGGCACUGGAACAAGGUCUGUCUGUCUGUCUAUCUAUCUAUUUAUCUAUCUACCUAACUACCUGUCUAUCUGUUUGUUUAAACGCUUGUCUGUGAAUGUUUACCUGCCUCUUGCUGUCAUCGUGUCUGUUUGCCCUUUCCUGUGCUUAAUAUUUUUAUUUUGAAAAGUAAAAGUAAAGCAUAUUUCAAAAGUUUGCACUAGAUGCAUUAGAUAAUAACAGUCCUUGAAAUGUUAUAGAAAAUAGUUUUUUUGACAUAUUUUUUGCAACAGGUCUGUUCUAUGCAACGAUCCUGACAUGUUUGAUGUCCCUGUCAAUGUUCCUAUUGAUACUUUGAAGCUACGAAUUGAAAAGACAGUGAUCCGAAGAAUUCCAACUGAAGCCUUCUAUUACUUGGUGGACCUAAGGUACCUUUGGGUGACAUAUAACAGUAUUUCUAGUAUUGACUCAAGCAGCUUUUAUAAUUUGAAGCAACUACAUGAAUUACGUUUGGAUGGAAACGUGAUCUCGGUUUUCCCUUGGGAGUCUUUACUGGAGAUGCCCCGACUACGUACCUUAGACCUGCAUAACAAUAAGAUAGUCAGCAUUCCCGCUGAAGCUGCACGCUACCUAAGAAAUAUCACUUAUCUAGAUAUUUCUAGUAACAAACUUACUACUUUGCCUUCUGAUGUCUUGGAUAUAUGGCCUGCUUUCUCUGAAAAAACAGCCAACGGUGUGGAUCCUAUAUCUCAGAGAAUUAUAUUGGGUAAGUUCCUAAGAAUUUGUAAAUUACACUGUACAUACUGUAUAUAACUUGUUCGUAAUGGUAAACAUAAAUAAACUUGCUUUUCUUUAGUUUAGUUUUCUCUUUGGAAAUAUGGCUAAAUAUGUCUAUAUUAGAAGUAUUGUUUUUAUUUCAAAAUUUGUAGUAUAAUGUAAGAAAAGGUUAGGAUAGUGUUGUAGCUUAUCAAUUAGGCAAAAGUUCAUAAAUACAAAAAAAUGUAAAUUGCUAUCUAGCCAGGACCACAUUAACAUAGGGACUAAUGAAGCUGCAGCUCCAGGCCCAGGCCUAUAGAUCCUGACCUUUUUGUUUCAUUACACUCCUUAGGCUCUUAUAAUGUUGUGCUGAAGGAGGGGGUGGUAUGGAGGGAGCAAUCAAUUGUGUGGAGGAAGCAAAUCAGUCAUGGACUGACUGGCCACAACAGGCCUCCUAACUGUCCUGAUUUCAACAGAACAGCAUACCUCCCUAGUCCAAAAUCUCUUUGUCCCUAUUUUCUAUCCUAAUUUCUGUCAUUUUCUAGGAGCUAUAUAUUGUUGUGUGUGAGAGUGUAACAGAGCUCCAGAGCAAUAAUACUUAUAGUAAUAUAUCUUUUUUUUUUUAAUGUAUUAUUCUUUAUUUUUGGAUUCAGUUCACUGGCAUGAAAAAUUUAAGACAUGUAAGCAUAGGUUGUAAACUGAGACAUGUACAUUUCAAUAAGAUAUGAACUAAAAUGUUUGUGGUUAUAUUCUGAGUAAUACUAAAAGAAGAAACAUCAGAGACUGUCUACAGUGUAGUUAUAUGUCGUUUGGGCCUCGCUAUGCAAGGGGAUAUGAAUAUCAAAACUUUGUUUUUUUGUGGGACGUAUCGAUAUCGCGUUGGAGGUACACCUAGAAAGGGGAGAACUUGGCUAGUGGUGAUAGCGCUUGGUAGUGCCAGUAAGGUGGGGGGGUGGCGGGUAUCUUAAGUAGUUGAUAAACCAGUUGAGCUAAGGGGAAGAAGAGUGCUCAUAACUGUAAAACUGUGCAUAAGUUAAAGUAACUAAACCAAUCUUAUAAUGUAACCUUCAAGGUAAUCUUAAGCAUGUACUCCUGCUGGGUAAGUCAAGUGGUGCUUGCUGUAUACGAGUCCAGUGUGGACUUUUUGGGCAUAAACGGUAUAGUGGUCGCUGGAUCCCAUCUAUGAGGUGUUUGUUCUGCUGUGAUGGGCCUUGUGAAUGUCAGGGAUUCCCUUGGGAGGCUCAGGGUGUCUAGCAGCUUUUUUGCUUCCGCAAGGUCUUGGACAAUGUAUUUUUCUUCGCCCUUACAGACCAUAAGUGUGUGCUCCUUCCUCCAUCGGUAGUGUAUAUUGUGUCAUGUAAGGAGUGAUGUGAAAGGUAGUAGCGACCUUCACCAUGCUAUGGUACCUCCUGAGAGGUCUUAGUAGAAUGUGAGUGACAUUGACUCGAAGUCGUAGGGAGCACGGUCUUUCAUGGCUGCCAUGACUGUGGCUUUAUCCCUCCCAUUUUGAAAUUGGACCACCAGGUCCCGGGGUGCUGAGGCCUGGGCCCUAGACAAUUUGGGCACCCGGAAGAAUCCAUCCACCCCACUGGCUUCCCUUGUCUCUGGGGGAUUAGUGGCUUGAAUAAGCACCUCAGUAGGUGCGAUAGUUCUGCUGCAGGGAUAUCCUCCCUAACACCCCGCACCUUCACGUUGGAACUGCGUCUUAUGUCUUCCAGUGCUGCAAAGGGGCAGUCUUACCUCUCAGCCUGGUGUUGUAGAUCCCUCACAGUCUGCUGGAGUGUAGCCAGCUGCUGGGCUUGAUCGCUCGUGGUGGUCUCCAGGACUCUCAUCCGACCCGACUGUCCCUUUAUGUCUGUGCGGAUAUUCGCUAUGUCCGAUAGAAUAUUUGUUUGAAGGUCCACCAGAAGUGCUUUCAGGACCGAUGUGGUGACCGGAUCAAAGUCUGGGCGUGCUGGGGCUUGUGCCGGUGCUCUUUUCACCUGUAUUUCGUCCAACUCUUCAUCGUGGGAGAAAUCAUCAGAUAGUUCCGAGUAGGCCUCAGGGUAAGCGGCCAUUUUGGGCCCAGUCACAUCAUUUGCAUGCCGGAAUAGUUCUUCUGUGUUUAGGCUCGUUCUUGGCUUGUCCGGUUUCAUUUAUUUUGUUUUCCAUCCCAUUGUGUGGUGCCCGCUGAAGGUGAGUCAUGUUUGGGUCGGGAUUUGGACCUCCCAGAAGGUAAAUCACUCGAAAAGUUCUAAACUCUCAUUAAGUUGCUCAGUUCGGUUGUUCGGCUCUGCCCCUAUAGUAAUGUAUCUUUAAAUUACAAUAAAUGUAUUUAGAUAUCAGUCUAUGUAAAUAGAAUACAUUGUUCUCGUUCCAAAUUACAUUUUAGUUGAAUAAAUUAUCAGAAAGUUGCCUAAAAUGUCUUAGAACAGUCCCAGCCCUGGCCACACCACCUCUAAAAGUAAAGUGUUCCUGUUUGUCCAAUUAAAAUGUUGGAGGUAUAGGGCAGUCCUGAGUAAACAAAUAUUAAAAUAACACCUUAUUGCUUAAUAUUGCUCUCUCAAAUGACAUUUUUAAACAGAGAAAGACAGUGAUGGAAUUAAUGUAGUGAAUGCAGCAUUUUUGGGGGCUCACCUUCAAUGCAAGGGUGGCUCAAGUAUUGUACAACUCCCAUGAUGAAUUGCCAGCUGGGGAUCUACGAUUUGUUUGAAUGUGUGUAUUGUUAGCAUUUGAAUAAGGAAGUGUUUGUGUCGUAAUGAUGUUUAAGUGUAGGGUUGUAUUUGUGUGUAUUGCUGGCAUUUAAAUGCAGGCUUGUCUGCAGAAGCCGCAACACACACACACAGAUACACAGAAAACUGCAAACACUGACAUACAGAUACACACACUGACACACAGACAUGGGCGUAGGAACCUGAGUCAGUGUGCACUUCCUUUUAGUCCAGCCGGGUUCAGGAAACAAAUGCUCCCUGUACCCACGGACCAUACAGGGCUCGGCCACACUACAACAGAGGUAGGGGAGGGUUGGGGGAUAAAUUGACGGGGAAGAAAUUGACGGGGAGGGAGGAGGAGGAAAAAAUUUGAGAGGAGGGGAGGAAGAAAUGGGGAGGAAAGAAAUGACGGGGGAGGGGAGGAAAGAAGAAAGGGGGGAAAGAAGAAAUUGACAGGGGAGGGAGGGGGGAAAGAAAGAAAUUGAAGGGGGAGGAAGAAAUUGGGGGGGCAGGAAGAAAUUGACAGGGGAGGGAGAAAGAAAUUGACAGGGAUGGGGGAGGAAAGAAAUUAACAGGGAUGGGGGAGGAAGAAAUUGACAGGGAGGAGGGAGAAGAAAUUGACGGGGAGGGAGGAGGAAGAAUGAGAGUGGGGAGGGAGGGAGAAAGAGAGUGACAACAGGGGGGAGAAGAGAGUGACAAGAGAGGGGGUAGAAGAGAGUGACAAGGAGGGGGGUAGAAGAGAGUGACAAGGGAGGGGGGAGAAGAGAGUGACAAGGGAGGGACAGGGGGGAGAAGGGAGUGACAAGGGAGGGAGGGGGGAGAAGAGAGUGACAAGGGAGGGAGAGGGGGGAGAAGAGAGUGACAAGGGAGGGGGGAGAGAUUGACACCAUCACACACACACAAUCACACACAAUGCACCCCUUACACACAAAGACAAUGCACCCCUUGCACACAGAAAAACACACAAUGCAUUACACACACAAUGAAUUAGACACACACACACAAGCAAUGCAACCCUUACACACAAUGCAUCCCUUACACACACAGAAACACACAAUGCAUUCCUUACACACACUCAAUGCACCCCUUACACACACUCAAUUCACUUCUUACACACGCACACACUGCAUCCCAUACAUAUACAGAAACACACCUUGCAGCCCUUACACAUACAAACACAGAUUCACACAAUGCAUUCCUUACACACAUAUCAGGACAUCCCCUACACACUCCACCCCCCGUGAACAAUUGGUGGAACAUGAAGGUAGACCCUGGGACCCAGACCUGGAGCUGUGUAAAGGUCCCCCAAAAAAUGGAGCUGCUUCCCGUUCUCCCAGAACAUUGAUUUUUGUGACCACAGUUACAAACAGCCUCCAGAGAGCCUGUUCUACACCAGACCAGUGGAGCCAGACUACAGCUAGAGCCCAUCAUCAUCCUCAUCUGGUUGUAAGUAGGCAAUCUAGCAUAUUAUUCGUGGCACUAAUCUCUAAUUUACCUCACAUUAAAGAAACACUAUAGUCCCCAGAACCACUGCAGCUUAAUGUAGUGGUUCUGGUGUCUAUAGCCUGUCCCUGCAGACCUUUUAAUGUAAACACGGCGGCACUCCAGCACUGGCGUUAGGUAACAUGGCAGAUCAUAUGGGUGGGGCAUUGUAAUGUCACAUGGGGGGCGCGGCAAACUUUAAUUUUGCCUAGGUCGGCAAAAAUCCUUGCACCGGCCCUGGCCGGGUGUCACGUGACUACCCGGCGCUCAGUCUGACACUGCGCCUGCCGGACGUCCAGAGGUCCCCCUGCUAUGUCAGGUAAAAGGGGGGACAAAGGUAGAAAAAUAAUUGGAAGGGUUUAGGGGGGCUACUAAUAUGGAUGGGUUAAGGGGUAGGUAGAAAAAUAAUUGGAAAGGAUUAGGGGGCUACUAAUAAGGAUAGGGGGAGAGGGGUAGGUAGAAAAAUAAUUGGAAGGGUUUAGGGGGGCUACUAAUAUGGAUGGGAGGAGGGGGGAGGUAGAAAAAUUAUUGGAAGGGGUUAGGGGAGUACUAAUAUGAAUGGAAGGGGUAGGGUGGGUUCUAAUAUGCAUGGAAGGGAUUAGGGGGUACUAAUAUGCGUGGAAGGGGUAGGUGGGGUUCUUUUGUGCAUGGAAGGGGUAGGAGUGGUUCUAAUAUUCAUGGGAGGGGUAGGGGUGGUUCUAAUAUUCAUGGAAGGGGUAGGUGGGGUUCUAAUAUAAAUGGAAGGGGUAGAGACGGGUAGUAAAAUGUAUGGAAUGCAUUUCUGACAGUGUCCCUAAGUCAGGGGCAGUAUUACACAAUCUGUAUAUGUAUAAAAUAUAUAAAAAGUAAUCUGCAAAGUACAAAAUGUUUGUGUCAUAUGUCGUGCUAAAAAUUAAGCUAGGAAUAUGCAUAUUUUUUUAAAAUAAUUUUUAGAAUAAUGAUACAGACAUUUUAUCUCUUACAUUUGUGAUGAUUCUUUUUUCCUUUCUAUAUUCAAGGGACACUAUAGUCACCAGAACCACAACAGUAGUAGUUUUGGUGUCUAUAGCAUGUCUUUGCAGGCUUUUUAAUGUAAGCACUUCCAUUUCGUAAAAAGGCAGUAUUUACAUUACUGCUGAGGAAUACCUCUAGUGGACACUCAGAUGGCCACUAGAGGUGCUUCCUAGUCGAGACAUGAAUGCCGCCCUAUGAAGUAUCUGCGCAUGUGCGGCAAAGUUGCGCAUGCGCACCAGAGAGCAAUGACGCUUCUGAAUAGAAGCUUUUUAUUGCUCCCUGCUUGCACCCUCCUAUUUCGUCAUUUUGACGUAAUAGGGAGCGCGGAAUCAGGAGGAUCCCGGCGCUGUAUCCGGGUAAGUAAAAUCCCUUUAAUGUUAUUAUUUAAUCAUUUAUAUAGCAACUGCAAAUUCUGUAGCGCUGUACAAUGGGAUAAACAACUCCUAGUUUACAGAAUAAGAAUAUACCCGGCGAGUAAAAAUGCUAUCCCAACCAGAUUUUUGGGGGUUCCUACGCCCAUGCACACAGAUACACACACAGCUUUAGUGGCUCUUAUUCUCCCACUAUUUGUGGCCCAGGACCCAAUCCAAUCACUCAAUCCCACUUCAUUAAUAAAUAAUCACUUACCAGUCAAGCCAACCAGCUAGUCCCCUAAACAGCACCACACAGAGCAUAUUUAUUCUACCCCUCAAACCAGGCUCUGUCUCCUCCUCCCUCCAUCCCUCAGGAAUCUUAUAGCUAUAUCUUGAAGAACACCACGUUGGCUCCUGCACAGUGUCUUGUCUGGAGGCUCCAAACAGGUUCCAUGUGUGGACCUGCCUCCCUCUCCCUAUGCGGCUGUCACAGCAGGAACAUGUGGCACAGCCUAAAGGGCCCAUGGUGUCUAUAGCACAGUUUGAGUGGAGAAACUACUGAUAUACAAAAUGUAAACACACACAUACACUAACAGAGACACACACACACAUUCUCUCACUCAUUGUUAUUAUUAUUCUAAAAACAUAUUAUUGAAGUACCCAGCCUCUCUACCUUUGGGAGAGCUGGAAUUAAUUAUUUCCCUGGGGUCCAGUGUGGAUACUGUUCAUGGGGUCCAGUAUAACUACUGUGACUGACUCCCUUGCAAGCCAUAUUCCAGCUCUCAAAACACUGCAGGGCACGUGAUGAAGUAGAACAAGAAGAGCAUAGAGAUCAGCAUUCUCUCGCUGCCUCUCUACAAAGAGCCGCCUCCCUCGGUGGGACCCCCAGGAGGCCCCCCCAUGACAUGCGAAACACAGGAGGCCUUGUGGAACAGGACAAUUAAAUGCAUGUUAGAAAUUGAAUAUUGAUUUAAAAGGUAAAUUUAAUGUGAUUCAUGGACUUGCCAUGUUCCACUUUUCACUGUCUUCUAUCAGACGACAGCAUGUUCUUACCAUAUGUUACUGACAGAAAUAAUUUGUCCAGCCUGUUGCAAAGUUUAGAGAAAGCCUCUAUAAUCAGUGGCUCUAAAUCCCUGGUUGGGACCCAAAUUUAUGUCCAAAUGUUAUUUCAGCGAGAUUCCAGUUGUUGGAAUAUUCAUCAUGUGCCAGUGAGCUGCACACACUAGGCUGGUUACUGAAGCAAUUCUGCCUUCCUAAGUGCAAAUCCUUCUGAUAUUAGAAUGGGAUUAAUGAGGCCAUUUUUCAGAAUUAAUUUUGUUGUUGUACAUUACAUAAUAGUUGAGUAAUGAGCCACCAAGAUGAUGUCAUGUAUGCACUGUAGGUCCCUUUACAAAAAAACUAAUUUCUGUUCUACAGCUCAUAUUGAAUAGAUUGUGGAUGAUAUGCUGUAAAUACAUUGUACUCUUCUCCCCUUAUAUGUACAUAUGUGAGGGUUUUGAUAUUUUUUCACCCACUGGAGAAAUCAUAAUUAACCACAAGGAAUCAUAAUAGUCAUUAAAAAAUCAUAAUAAAUUCACCAGGGUUGGUGUUACCCGGUGCAGUAAUGCAUGGUACCAGACCAUACAGAAUCCUUAGUAAUGUGUUUUAUACUAACGUUACUCGCAAAUCAUAUUUCCCAUUUAUCACUGAAUGUAAUGGCAAUAGUAGAGUGUGUGUGUAUAGGGGACAUAGUUAAUUUGUCUGUGUAGAGGAUGUCGUAUGUAUUCAGGAGUGCAGCGUGUAUAUGUGCAGGGCCGGACUGGGAAAAAAAUUAGGCCCGGGCAUUUUUCAAUCAGAGCGGCCCCCUAAGAAGGGGGCGGAGCCAGAGAGUGUGUGUUUUGUCAUCACUAAUGACAACACGCCCCCUCUCAAAGUGAGCAUGUUGGUUCAAUGCCCAGAGCCCUGCUGAAGAGCUCUGGCAUUAGAAAAAGGCCCUGAAUUUGUUCUGCGCAGCGCAAGCAAAUUUAAUAACAUGCUUGCGCUGUGUUUGCUUUUAAAUUGUCUCUGGUGUCUCCACAAGUGGGAUACCAGAGGACAAAAGGGCCAGGAAAGUGCAUGGUGCAUAUGUUUGGAGCCUGCUUGUGGGAUUGCGUGUGUGUAGAGUGUGGUGUGGUAUUGUAUAAAUAGGUCAAUUUAAUUUGUGUUUGUGGUGUUAUAUGUGUGCCUAGGGGCUGUAGAGAGUGUGUGUAUAGGGGGCAUAGUGUUAUAGGGGAUGCAGCGAGUGUGUGCAUACGGGCUGAAGUGUGUGUGUAUAGGUGACGUAGUGUGUGUAGGGGUUGCAGAGAGGGUGUGUUUAGAGAAUGUUGUAUGUGUUUGCUGACAAGGAAUGUAGUGUGUGUGUGUAGGAGAUCUACUGUGUAAAUGACCCAGUGUGUGUGUGUGUGUAGAGGAUUAAGAGUGCAUAUAGGGUAAGGGAUCUAGUGUGUAUCUGGAGCGUAAUGUGUGUAGUGGUGCAGUGUGAGGGGUAUAUAUAUUUGGACUUAUAGUAUGUGUGAGGAGCGCAGUGUGUGUAUGUAAGAGGGGUGCUGUGUGUGAGGGUGUUUUUAUCUGCUGUCACAUUCUGGGUUUCUAAUUUUGUCUGUUAACUCACUGAGGGUUAUUUUAUAUAUAUAUAUAUAUGUGUGUGCUGUAUAUGUGUGGGAGUGUGCUGUGUGUGUCUGGGGGGUGCUGUGUGUGUCUGGGUGCGCAGUGUGUGUGUCUGGGUGCGCAGUGUGUGUGUCUGGGUGUGCAAUAUGUGUGUCUGGGGGUGCUGUGUGUGUGUCUGGGGGUGCUGUGUGUGUCUGGGGGAUGCUGUGUCUGGGGCUGUGUCUGGGGGGUGCUGUGUGUGUCUGGGGGAUGCUGGUCUGGGGUGCUGUGUGUGUCUGGGGUGCUGUGUGUCUGGGGAUCUGGGGGGUGCUGUGUCUGGGGGCUGUGUCUGGGGCUGUGUCUGGGGUGCUGUGUCCUGGGGGUGCUGUGUCUGGGGUGCUGUGUGUGUCUGGGGUGCUGUGUCUGGGGCUGUGUCUGGGGUGCUGUGUGUGUGUCUGGAGUUGCUGUGCUGUGUCUGGGUGCUGUGUCUGGGGUGCUGUGUGUGUCUCUUGGGGGUGCUGUGUCUGGGGUGCCUGUGUCUGGGGGUGUCUGGGGGUGCUGUGUGUGUCUGGGGGUCUGGUGGGGGGCUGUGUCUGGGGGUGCUGUGUGUGUCUGGGGCUGUGUCUGGAUGUGCUGUGUGUGUCUGGGGGUGCUGUGUCUGGGGGUGCUGUGUGUUUUGUGUCUGGGGUGCUUUGUGUGUGUCUGGGGGAUGCUGUGCUGGGGGCUGUGUCUGGGGGUGCUGUGUGUGUCUGGGGAUGCUGUGUGUGUCUGAGGGUGCUGUGUGUGUCUGGGGUGCUGUGUGUGUCUGGAUGCGCUGUGUGUGCUGGGGGUGCUGUGUGUGUCUGGGGGUGCUGUGUUGUGGGUGCUGUGUGUUGGUGUGGGUGUCUGGGGGUGCGCUGUGUGUGUCUGUGAGGUGCUGUGUGUGUAUGGAUGCUGUGUGUGUCUGGGGGGUGCUGUGUGUGUCUGGGGGGUGCUGUGUGUGUCUGGGGGGUGCUGUGUCUGGGGGCUGUGUCUGGAUGUGCUGUGUGUGUCUGGGGGUGCUGUGUCUGGGGGCUGUGUCUGGGGGUGCUGUGUGUGUCUGGGGGCUGUGUCUGGAUGUGCUGUGUGUGUGAAUGUAUUUUUUAUGUAAAUUUAAAUAUUUUUUUUUUACUAAUAAAAAAAAAUUAUUCCCCCCCCCCUCCCUCCCUUCUUACCUUUAUACCUUUAUCCUGGGAGGGGGAGGAGGAGAUCCGUUAUGCCUGGGGAGGUGGGAGCCAUGCUGCCUUCCCUGGUGGACCAGUGGUGAGAGUGAACUCUAACCUGGAGGUUAGAGUUCACUCUCGCGAGAUCUGAGCGUUGCCGUGGUAACCGCGGCAACGCUCAGAAUCCCGCGAGAGGACCGGCGGAGCUGCUGGCUAGAGCUCCGCCGGGUCCUCUCUCCUCCCUCCCUCCCUCCCUCACCCAGCCGGCGGCCGCAUCUCCCUGUCUGUGGGCCGGUGGGGAGAUCUUUGAUCUCCCCACCGGCCCACGGAGGCACUAUGCACGGCCAGCGCUCGGAUAGCGCUGGCCCUGCAGGGGCCGGCCGGGGAGAUCCCCUGCCGGCCUCGGCCCCACGGCCAUCGCGGCCCACCGGGCAUUUGCCCGGUAUGCCCGAUGGCCAGUCCGGGCCUGUAUAUGUGUGUUUAGCAGGAACAUAGUGAAUGUGUGGGAGAUGUAGUGUGUGUGUAUGUGUGUAGUGGAUACAUAGUGUGUGAGCAUAUGUGUAGUGAAUGUAGAGUGCGUGUGAGCAUGUGUUUGAGGGAUGCAGAGUGUGUGUGUGUGUGUGUGUGUGUGUAGGGGAUGCAAAGUGUGUGUGUGUGUGUGUGUAGAUGAUGCAGAGAGUGUGUGUGUGAGUAUGGGUGAGAGGGAUACAGAGUAUGUGUGUGUAGAGGAUGCAGAGUGUGUGUGUAUGGGUAUGUGUGUAGGGGGAUGUAGAGUUUGUGUGUGUGUAGUGGAUGCAGUGUGUGUACAGGUAUGUGUGUAGGGGAUGUAGAGUUUGUGUGUGUGUAGUGGAUGCUGUGUGUGUGUGUGUGUGAAUAUGUGUGUAUAUGUGUGUAGGGGAUGCAGAGUGUGUGUGAGUAUGUGUGUAGGGGAUGCAGACAGGGCCGAAUUUACAUGUCAGACGCCCGUAGGCACAACAUUCUCCUGGCUCCCCAAUCACAAAAUAAGGCAGAUAAAGUAAAUAUAAUGAAUUUAUUAACUUAAAUAUAAUUUAUUUAAUACAUUAUAAUAUAAUUAAUUUAUUAAAGUAAAUAAAAUGAAUUUAUUAACUGGACAUUGCAGACCUGAAAACAUUUAAGAACAUAUUCAUAUUUGACAACUGCAUAUGUAAAAAAGUAUAUAUGUGCACAUUUCAGCCCUGCUAUAUAUGCACAUACAUAGUGUUUGAAUAUGUGAGUGUAUGUUAUUGUAUGCAGCUGUGUAAAUGCACGCAGCAUUAAAUAUGUUAGAAGUUGUUAGGGUAAAGCAGAGUUUAAUGUUAGAAUAGGGUUAAUGGCAGAGUUAGCCCCAUGCAGUAAGGGAUUUUAAAAGGUUAUUUUCCCAUUCGUAAUAAUAGGCAGAUCAAGUUAUAUAUACAUGUUACAUUAUGCAGAAAACCACCCUCAGAUCAGUUGUAUUCUCUCUGUCUCAGAGACUUUACCAUGAAUACAGUGUUAUGAAAGAAAGGAUUAUCGGGGAUUUUCAAAUUAGUGUUUUCUACUUUAGUAACCAUUUAAUCCCAGUCAUGUGCUCAUAGCAAGCAGCAUAUACUACAAACUAAGUUCAUCCUAUUACUCAAUCCUUACUUUAAAACAUUUAAUUCAUGAAUACAAUCUGCUGCAAUACCAUCAAAAAUGUGUUUAAUGUGAUCACGUGCCAUGUUUUAAAUCCGUUGUAUUUUUUAAUCUUUUGCUUUUAGAUCACUUUAUUAAAUACCAUCAAAAUAAUGAUUGAAUUUAGCCAAUACGUUUCAGAUCACUUUGGCAAAUAUCCCCCAAUAUCUUAAUCUCAGUUUCACCUCUAUUCACUAAUGUCAAGCAAUCACAAUGAUAUCUUGAAUUCUUAAAGGGACACUAGAAACAACCAGACCACUUCAUCUCAUUGAAGUGGUCAGGGUGCAGUGUCCAGCAGCUGAAAAUAUUGCAGUUUUAGAGAAAUGGCAAUGUAUACAUUGCUGGGUUAAAACUGCCUCUAGUGGGUGUGUACUAGACAGCCAUUAGAUUUGCUUCCUUCAGUUUCACAGAGUUUAAAGGGACUCUCUUGUGCCAGUAAAAACAUAUUCGUUUUCCUAGCACUGCAGGACCAUACAGUGCCCCUCUCCCUCCCACCCCCCAAUCCCAUGUUGUUGAAGGGGUUAAAACCCCUUCGGUGACUUACCUGAGUCCAGCGCCGAUGUUCCUCCCCCGCCGACAUCAGCCGGCGGGCAAGACCUAAUGCGCAGCUAGCAUUAGACCUCCCCAUAGGAAAGCAUUAUUCAUUAUUCUAAGAACACAGAAGUUCCUCUAGUGGCUGUCUGAUAGACAGCCACUAGAGGAGGACUUAACCUUGCAAGGUAAAUAUUGCAGUUUAUAAAAACUGCAAUUAUUACACUUGCAGGGUUAAUAGUGGUGGGAGCUGGCACCCAGACCACUCCAAUGAGCAGAAGUGGUCUGGGUACCUGGAGUGUCCCUUUAACUCUGUGAAAUGACACUGGACAUCCUCAUGCUUUGCAGGAGUUAACUUCACGAAUCAUAGAGAAACACAUGGGCUAUUUAUUAGAUGAUAAGUUAUCAGGAAUUCAAAGUGAAUUCCUCUUAUUAGGGCACAAUAGGUGAACUGAACAAAUCUCCUUUAAGUCAGUUUACCUGUUUUGACAUGAGUUUUUAAAAAAAUCAUUUGAAUCACCCUUUGGUGUUUUUACCAGUAAACAAUGCCUUGUGUGGAUUUCAGUCCUGCUAAAUGUUUUUUCAGCAGGCAAAACUAGCAGGUUAUGAUCCCAGAACAUCAGCUGAAUUAAAUCUACAUUUAAAAGUAAGCAAGUGGUUUCAAUUCAAAUCAAGACUGCAUAAAAAUGAGUUUUGUACUGCAUCUUAGAAAGCUGGAAUGAACUGGUGUUAGUUUUGCCAGCCUGAUGACAUCACAUGCUUCCCCAACUGUGCCAAAUCAGGCAGGACCAUUCCAAUAUCAAACGUCUGUUUGUCCCACAUCUGGGACAGCAGGGAACUAAACCCAGCCAGCACAGUCUGUGCACAUCAUUAGAUGCAUUUGUGCUGUGUGAGCUCUGCAUGGUCUGCCCUGAGUGGUGCUGGCCAGGAGGCUGUCAAUGGUGCUGGUCAGGAGGCUAUCAGUGAGACAUCAGUCAGCCUGUUGAGCAUUCACAACAGACUAAAAAGCCCCUUCUAUGAGUGUCCCCACCCCUCUCUGGGCAGAACAACACAUUUUGGUCAUUGCCAGUGACUUUAGUAGUGUCACUGCCACUCCUCUUUCCACCCUUCCACCCUUCCAUUCCACCACCUCCUAUCCAAUUCAUACCUUCAUUGAAGGUAUGGCAUCAUCAUGAUCCAUCAAAUCCAGACUGGUCUUUUCAUGCAAUUUAAUGUAGGAGCAUGAUGAUAACUGGCUGUAGGCCAGCUGAAAAGGUCAAAGAAUUUCACAAACUAGCCAUCCUACAAUAAGAGUCCUAACAGCUUUCACCACUUCCCACUGCAAGCCUGUGCUCUCUUCUCUCAUCACUGAAGCUUAUAUACUUAGUAGCAGUCCUGUGUGUGGGAUAGAGCGUGGGGAUGUUAUGUCCCCUCAACACAAAAUGCCCUGUCAUCACAAGCUGAGCCAAUACUGAGGGACAUUGUAACUCAAUGAAGUCAUUAGAAUUGCUGAACCAUUUAAAAACUGGUCAACACAUCUGCACUAUAUGUACUUCCUUUGUUAUAUUUAUGCAGAUGAUAAGAGUUGGGCACAUAUCAAUGGCAUUUUGCCAAGAUUUUGUGUUGUGAGUUGUAUAUUUCUUGGGGUUUGGAAAUUCCCUUAAUAUACUAUAACAAGAAAGUUUCCUCAUCUGUACCUCCUGAUGUGUAUUUUUGAUCCCUGUGAAAAAUGUUUAUGCCAAACCUCAAAAAUUACCUUUUCUCAAUUAAAUGGCUAACAAUUAAAAAAAAAUUCAUAACAAUAAAAUGGUAGGCAAUUUUGAGUAGAUGGAUUCCCAAUCAAGAACAAAAGAGAAAUUUUAACUAUUGGAACUAUGGCUGAGCAUUUAUAUAAACCUUUGUCAGACAGUGAUCCAGUCAAAAUGAUCACAUACAUUGGUUGCAAUACAUGUGACAUGGAUGAUUGCCAGUUUUCUAAUGGUUUCUGGGCUUUGGUUUCAAACAGGAAAUGAACAGUAGACAUAUUAACAUUGCCAUGUAAAAAAAAACAACUUGUGAAAUGCUUAUCCUGCUUUAUGGUAAAAUACUCAACAAACUUAAAAUCUAAUAGACCAGAUACACAUUAAUGUACACGGACCAUUGAUGACUCCCAAUCCCAGCUUCCCUAGUAAAUUCUCCACAAGUCUCAAAUUUAGUGAAUAAACCACACCACAUCAACAACCAAAUUCCUUUUGUAGGCCUAAUGGUAGUUUUAAAGGAUGCUACUGGAAAUUAAAUCACCUGUAACGAGAUUUGUGGGCACUAAACCCAACGAACAUCAGUAAUGUCACGCAAUCCUUACUGCAUGAGAUGGUAAGCAGAAAUUCAGAAACUGGUGUUAGAAAAGUGUCAAAACAACACAAAACACAAAAAAAACAGGUUGUGCUGAGUAUUAAGUCAAAUUCUUUGGAAGAUCCUGGCUUGGAUUUGUCCAGGCUUCAGUUGAAGGUAAGUAUAUGUAAUGAAACAGAAAAUAACCAGUAAUAGUGCAGAUAGCCAAAUAAUUAGUGUAGUGUAUUCACUGGUUAUUUUCUGUUUUAUUACAUGUACUUACCACCAACUGAAGCUUGGACAAAUCCAAGCCAGGAUCUUCCAAAGAAUUGGUCUUAGUUCACACAGUAUUCAGUGCAGCCUGUUUGUUGUGUUUUGUGUUGUUUUGCUUCUUUUCAGUAAGGUUUUGGUGUAUUAAUUACUUUCAGUGUUUGCAGCUUAAUUUACUGUUUAUAUUAAUUGAUUACUUAGCGCUUAUCCUACCUUUCAUACUUGCUGUUUAUUUUGUUAGAAAAGUGUGAUUGCUCAAACUGAGGUGAUUGAACCACGCUCUGAUUUUUAAUAUUCAUUUCUCGAGAGAAAAAAAAAGGAACAUAAGUGACCUCCAGUGGUAAAAAUGUAUAUAUCACUGUAAAGCAUGUUAGGUAUGUUUAUAUGCUCUAAGUAAACUGUGGUGACAUGAAGCACGACAAAUCUUUCCACAAAUUUAAGCAAAAGAUUACUGUCUAAAACAUGAUGCCAAUCUUGGGAAUUGGUAAUUGAGAGAGAAUUGUUAUAAUAUGAUUUUUAGAAACUACUGUGCACAAGGCAGAAUUUUCCAAAAGUCCUAAUUAAAUACUUGAAAUAUGUAAAUGGUGCACAACAGUAAUCUUUGAAUUUAUAUAUGUAAAUUAAAUUAUCUGUAUAUUAUUUAUAUAUGUAAUUUGUGCUGUUAUUUUUCAUAAUAAACGGAUAAUGCACGGUUAACCUCUGUGCAUUCUAGGGGACCUAAUCAAAGUCACAACUAGGACAUAUAUAUCCCCAUCUGCCUGAGAUUAGUGGGAGUUACAGUACUGAGUGGCACCUGCCACCUUCCAGGACUGUAACCCUCAAUAAUCUCAGGCAGCACUGAGAAUCGCUAAGAUAUCUAAAUGCACUACCCUAAAAUCUUACACACCACACUACACAUUAUCCCUUACAUUACUAUAACAUGCUACACUAUACGUUAACCUUCAUACUAUAAUAACAUUGUCACUAAAUAUUAAUGCUACACUACAUAUUAAAAGAGCACUUUGGGGGGCGUGGCCAGCUUCGGAGCAAGAUGGACGCAUAAUUCUCCUGCUCCGGCAUCUAGCACCUAAUCUAUUGCAAUCCUGAGCAGUAACUACUCAAUUUUCACAGAGUGCCGACAAUGUCACACCACAAAAGCAAAAAGAGCUCCGGGAAACCGGACAAGCUUAAUUUUUUCAGCCAGAAACAAGCGCUGGCGUCUGUGGCUGCGCAGGCCUCAAAUCCAGAUGGAGGCAUGGAUUCUGAUGGCGGGCCCUCUAUACAAGAUCUGCUAACUCCGUCCAAAAAUGCCCAAAUUACGAAGACUGAUCUAGCAUUGGCACUCGACAGCUUGUCUGCUAAGCUGAUAUCAUCAUGGCAACAUAUGGCAGACUCUCUGAGGAAGGAUAUACAAGAGCUGGGACGACGAACUACUCACAUGGAGGACAAAUAUGACGAGUUCGCCACGGCCCAUAACGAUCUGGCCUCGAAUGUGGAACACAUGGCAGCCAGGAUGGAUGCUCUUGAAGGGAAAGUGGAGGAUCUGGAAGACCGCUCUCGUCGGAAUAAUUUACGACUGAGGGGUAUCCCAGAGGAGGUCACUACUGAAGACCUACCAGCAUACGUGCGGGGCCUACUGCAUGCCCAUGCCCCGGAGAUACCGACAGAUAUGCUGCUGGUAGACCGAGUUCACCGCAUCCCCAAACCCAAACACCUUCCCCAGGAAGUACCGAGAGAUGUACUAAUGAGGGCGCAUUAUUAUCAUAUAAAGGAGCACAUUCUUCGCGGCAGCAAGAUGAGGGCCACACCGCCGCCAGAUUAUCCUGACAUCAAGAUAUACGCUGACUUAUCAGCGGCAACACUAAGAAAGCGGAAGGCAUUUCAUCUGAUUACAGCUACCCUGAGAGCGCACGGCAUUAAGUACAGAUGGGGCUUUCCCACUAAGUUAUUGAUUGCCAAAGAUGGAGGAAUCACCGCCCUAGCAAACCCGGACGAGGGGGCAAAGCAACUGAGUGCCUGGAAUAUACAAAUCGCACAGACCAUGUCAACGGCCAAACCCGUGGGGAAACUUACCACGGAAUGGAAAAAGGCCGCCAAGAAACAUUGAACCCAGCCAGAGUCUGAUUAAGGGAUGUGGGACCAGCACACGUUCUGAACCGGGACUCCGCGGAGUGACUGCCCUUGAGUGAACCCUCCGCGCCGUCUCCCCUCCGCUUGGGGAUGGACUGGAUGUCUGGAGCGGGGGAGGGCUCGGGGGAGGGAGUGAUCACGAGAGCGGCCGGGUCCGGGGUUCCCCGCCGACCCCCGUGACGAGGCGUGCGCAGAGCGGGACCGUCUGCGGGGGCCUCCAGGCCGGGCUGCAAGAAGGAGGUAGGGGCUCUUCCUGUUCCCCUGCCGGUUCCCCCCUUGCCCUAUGUUUGGGCCCCCUGGAGUUGUGGACUGCCCCGAGGGUGGAUAUGGUCAGGCAUUCAGCCACAGCACGGCAUCGCUGAAUACGGACACUGCCAGCUGCCUGGAGAGGAAGCAGCUGCCCUAGGCCUGGCUGCAGACAUGCCGGACAGUGAAAGACUGGUAGUCAUUGGUGGGGCGGGGGGCUCCGGGGGUCCGGGGGUGGGGCGGGUGGUGGAGCGGGGGGUCUAUUAUGGGUCUAUCAUUGGUCACUAAUUGUUUGAUACGGUUGGAAUGAUGAGACGGUAGGGCAGGGUGACUGUCUGAAGGCAAACUUAGGCCGCGGAAACCACUUGCGCUGUACCCGGGGGCGGGGACGUGGGCGGGGCCCGACUACAUCCCACUAAACUACUGCUCACCACAUAAAUGGAAGUGUCAGCUGCGCCAGCAGUGUAGGCACAUACAUAGAGGUGCAUACAGCCACGCUAAUGGAGAGACAACAUCUCCAUAAUACCCCAGAUGUGGAUGAUCCACAUGCAGUCUCCUUGGGAGACGAUUUGUACAUAGUUCUCACGUUUUCCCUUUCCCCUCUUGUUUUCCCUCGUGUCGGUCAGGCAAACUAUAACAUAUUACUAAAUACAACGGCUCACAGGUCCAUGCAUCACUGCUUCCCUGCGCAGACAGGCGUCUGGCCUGGGAAUCAAGCUGAAGAGGUAGCCCAACACCUAGACUUAACAUACAGGGUUAUCCCCUUGGCACUUUGUGCUGCUGUACUGGUACCUGUUAUACUACUUAGAAGUCCAAUAUCACUAAGUGAUCUAUGAAAAUACAAACAAUUAAUGCUCGCGGCUUAAACACGCCGCACAAACGACGGCUCCUCCUGGAGGAUGCCAAGCGUCAGCAGUCAGAUAUUCUCUGUAUACAAGAGACCCACUUCGUGCAUAAUAAGGUACCCCACUUUGCCUCUAAAGAUUACCCCACGCAAUAUCACUCUACAAAUGCUUCUAAAUCCAGAGGUGUUUCCCUGCUCAUCCACGCAUCACUCUCAUUUGAGCUCUUGUUUUUAAAAAAAGAUACACAGGGUCGAUUUCUUAUACUACAUUGUAAAAUUAAUGAAGUUGUCUAUACUCUAGUGGGAAUUUAUAGCCCCAAUGACAACCAAGGGAACUUCCUGAGGAAGGUGCUCUCUAAACUCCCUAAUACGGUGCAAGCGUCCACAAUUAUCUGCGGGGACUUAAAUCAUGUGUUAUCUGCCAGCAUGGACACCACUGCUUGGGCACAGGCACAUAGACACAGAGUGGUGGAAAGACAGGCAGAUCUCCUGUUAAAACUCCUGUCGGAAUACCAACUAUACGACGUAUGGCGAGCACAGCAUCCGAACAGUCGGGAAUUUACCUUCUACUCACAAGUACACAAAACGCACACUCGUAUAGAUUUUAUAUUCAUAUCAGGGGACCUAUUACCCAAAGCUACGCAUAGUGAAAUAGGGAAUAUAGUAUGGUCGGAUCACGCCCCGGUGCAUCUGACGCUGGAAGAUACCUUCCCCUCGCGGGGGGCGGCCACGUGGCGCCUAAAUGACUAUCUCCUCUCCAACAGGGAUUUGUUAGCCAAAUUAAAAGAGGAAAUAAAUGCCUUUUUUGAAUUAAAUAGUACUACAGACACCGCCAUCACCACACAAUGGCAGGCGCACAAGGCAGUAAUCAGAGGUCUGCUAAUUAGUCACACAUCUUAUCUUAACAAAAAAUCCAGACAGGAAUACAUAGAUCUUUUGAGAUCCCUAAGGGAAGAAACCUCCAGGCAAAUCAAAACCCCAACGCCAUCCACUCAACAACGCAUAGAGGCCCUACGAGGGGAAUUAAAUGCUAAACAUUUGCGGACAACGGCCCUCAUGGCAUACAAACUAAAACAGACGACAUACACACAAGGGAAUAGAGCGGGGAAGACACUGGCAAGGCUACUAAGGCAACAACGACAAAAUGCAAAAAUCCCAUAUCUCCUUGAUAGCAUAGGGAAUAAGAUGUAUAACCCUCAGGCGAUUAAUGAUCAAUUGGUGGAUUAUUAUGAUGGUCUUUACAAUCUAAAAAAGAACCCAGGCACACACCAGCCAUCCCAAGCGGAAAUAGACCUGUUCCUACACGGUGUCCAGCUGCAGCAGCUUACACACCCAGACCAGAUAUCACUAGCAGAACCCAUUACAUCUUCAGAGAUCGAAACCACGAUUAAAUCGCUUCCUAAGGGGAAAUCCCCUGGCCCAGAUGGUUUCACGAAUCUCUAUUACAAAACCUUUUCCCAUAUGCUCGUCCCCCAAUUAGAGAAAUUGUACAACCAUAUACGUAUCACCGGCGAAAUCCCUAAAGAAAUGCUCUUAGCGCACAUAACAACCCGGCAAACCACCCAAUAGAAGCCAAAAUUUACGCCCCAUAUCGCUAUUAAACACGGACCUAAAGAUAUUAGCCAAAAUUUAUGCUAACAGACUGGGGUCCAUCCUGCCCAGGUUGAUAAAUGAUGAUCAAGUUGGGUUCAUAAGGGGGAGGCAAGGCUCAGACGGGACCAGGAAGUUGAUUAAUCUUUUCCAUACUAUACGGAAAACCGGAGUCCCGAGUGUGGUACUGUCACUGGAUGCUGAAAAAGCAUUUGACAGGCUACACUGGGGCUACCUACAAUCCGUACUCAGGAAGCUAGCCUUCCCGGAAUGCUUCAUUACCCUGGUAUCGGCGCUUUAUAGUAACCCCACUGCAAGAAUAUCUAAUGGGGGCUUCACCUCCAAACCCUUCUCCAUUUCCAACGGGUCCAGGCAAGGGUGCCCACUAUCCCCCCUCUUAUACAUAAUAGCGCUGGAGUCUUUAGCACAGCAUAUACGGAACUCACCAGGUAUUCAUGGGAUACUAGCAGGAGGGAUGGAACAUAAAAUUACACUUUUUGCAGAUGACGUAAUGCUCACGCUAUCUCAACCAGAGACUUCCCUCCCCGAGCUACAAACUGUCUUAACACGAUUUAGCAAUUGCUCUUAUUAUAAGUUGAACACAACAAAAACGCAAGCCAUAGGCCUCAACAUAACCAAAUCCAAACUCCUGGAAUUAAAAACCACCCAUGCUUACGAUUGGCAACAGUCCCACUUAACCUUUUUAGGGGUCAAUCUCACACCUCAAACAAACCAACUAUAUAAGGCUAACUAUCUGAAACUGCAUAACUCAAUUAAGCAACAGCUCUUAGCUUGGAAACACAAAUACAUCUUGUGGACAGGUAGAAUAGCUGCCAUUAAAAUGAUGGUCUUACCAAGGUGGCAAUACCUUUUCCGAACCUUGCAGAUUAGGUUACCGAGUACUUUCUUUAAAGAGUCUCAACAAGUGAUAACUCAAUUCAUCUGGGGAGGAAAGAAGCCUAGGAUAGCGGCUGAAACUUUGUAUAAACCAUUUAGGGAAGGUGGCCUGGGGUUGCCAAACAUAGCACGGUAUUACGCGGCGGCUGUGAUGAGUACGCUGGUAACUACUUACUUUGAUAAAAAGCCACGGAAGUGGAACUCUAUAGAAUCCUCGCACAUAGGGGGCCUUUCCCUGCCCACAAUGGUUUGGUUGCCUAAAAUGCAUAGACCGAAAUACAACAAUAUUAGUCCCACCACGGCAGCAACGAUUUACAUAUGGGACAGAAUCCUUAAACGGCACCGAAGCGAUACUUACAUAUCCCUCGCUAUGCCGAUACAAGCCUUACAAUUUUAUAUUCCUAACUUUGACUAUGGGCUGUGGCACAAACAUGGGGUAACAUAUAUAUAUCAAAUCCUAGCAGAGGGCCGUAUCCUGGAUUUUAACUCCAUAAUCCAAUGCUAUCGACUUCCAGAGAAAGCACAGUACUCGCACAUGCAAUUACAAUCUUGGGCACAACGGAAUCUCAAAGGUGAUGUCCUACAACAGCGCAACUCCUUGUUAGCAGAAUUGGAGAAAUUGUGCAUAGCCCCGAAACUUUCCCCCAAAUUGCUGUCUGUAAUAUAUCAGCAACUAACGAAAUACGAUAAACUAUGGAGACCAUCGUUUCUGAGGGCUUGGGAGAGGGAUCUCCACAAAAACAUAUCAGACGAACAAUGGGCCGACAUAUUCCUUGCACACAAAAACCUCACUCUCAACGCAUCCCACAUAGAACUGAGGAAAGUGCUGUAUAGGAUGUAUAUGGUCCCCACAAGGGUGCACAACAUAGCUCAUGAAAGAUCCAACCUGUGUUGGAGAUGCCGGACGGCAUCCGGAUCUAUGCUCCACAUUUGGAUGUCCUGUCCACGACUUGUGGAGUUCUGGAAGGAUAUCUCAACCACGAUACAGGCAGUAACAGGCAAGAAACUUACUCACAACCCAGAGACAUACUUACUUUUAGCACUGCCGAGGAGACUUCCCAAAGCCACUCUACAUCUUAUGUACCAUAUUAUCAUUGCAGCCCUAGCGGCAAUAGGAAAGAUGUGGCUUAGGGACACUCCGCCAGAGAUUGGGCAGUGUUUGAAUGAGGUGGACACCACAAAACAAUAUGAGUUAGAAACAAGACGCCUAAGACCUAAAGGAGAGACAUGGCAAGCAGCAUGGGCCCAGUGGGACACUUGGCGACAACAAAACUCAACUCACUAAGGCCCAGAGGCUCAGAGCCCUUAGCACAGACUUUUAUUACUGAAGGACCGACACCUUGCCCAUAAUUGACCCUAACCUUUUCCUAGUUUCCCCAACCCAAGUUUCUAGAGGAUGGGUAUGAUGUAAAAAGACGGAAACGACUGAGGCAUUGACAUACGGGUGAGGAUACCGAGGUUCCCUACACCUUGACGCUUCCCUGUUGACAUACGAAGUUAUACAAGACACGAGAAGUAAGAGUGAUAAACACUUGACCCACUUGGAUGGGUGGAGGAUCUAAUACCCAGCACUGUUGUACUGUUGUGAUGUCUGUACAAUGCAUCCCUUUCUUUUCUGUACCCAUUUCUCCCUUAAGUCUUAAAAUUCAAUAAAAUAUUGAAACAAAAAAAAAAAAAGCACUUUAAGGUUGAAAAUACAUAUAAAAAUAAAUAUAUACACAGAAAAAAUAUUCAAAAGGAAUCAGUCACUUAUUUCAUUUAAUUUUUAAUAUUAGUUUUCUUAAUAUUGAUUAAUUGAUAUUAAACUAACAUGUAAAUCUGUUUAGCUUGGAAAAACAUCACCUCAUAUGGGGCUAUGAUAUCAUCAUACAUAUAUAUUCGGGCCAAUACAAACCAUUGUCUGGAAAUCAGUUUGUACACAGGACUAUACAAAGGACAUGAGGUCAUGUGUUUAGACUGGAAGAAAGGAGAUUUAGUCUAAGGCAAAGGAAAUUAUUUUUUACAAUAAGAUCAAUAAGGAUGUGGAAUAAUCAGCCUGAAGAGGUGGUUUUAUCAGAGUCUAUACAGGUUUAAACAGCAGUUGGAUAAAUACUUGCAAAAACAUAAUAUAUAGGGAUAUCAUUUCUAAUUAGUGGGGUAAUAGUUUCUUGAUCCAAUGAGAUACCUGACUGCCAUUCUGGGGUCAAGUUUGUUGCAAAAUUGGAUGCGCUUCAGACUGGGGUUUUUUUGCUUGGUUUUGGAUCAACUGCAAAAACAAAUGUGACAAAGGUUGAACUUGAUGGACGCAUGUCUCUUUCCAGCUAUGUAACUAUGUUUUUGUGAGAUGUGGAAGGCAAAAACAAAUGUGGAUUCAUGCCUUUUUAUCCGCAAGCGGAUGUCAUCAUCUUAGCUCCCUUUAAAGGAAUUAUAGUGCCAAAAAAACAAACUCGUUUUCACUCGCCCCCACCUGUGACACUGAAGGGGUUAAAAUGGAUUGUGAUGUAAUUUGUAAAAAUUUUAAUAUAGUUUAUAAAACAAGUUGCAUCACAUGAAAAAGGUCAACACAAGUUAAGGGUGUAUUUAAUUAUUUUAUUCAAUGACCUAAUUUACAAUUAAGUGAUGAUUCCUAUUUAAUCAUUAUUAAAACAUGAUUUUAAGCACUACUUAAUCUCUUUUCAGCAUAGUCUCAAAGCCAUUUUUUUAUUUAAAUGUAAAUAAAUUUAUUUAAAAAAAUGCUUCUAUAUAAAAGUUCAAUAUUCCACCUUGUACGUUGGAAAUCAGCUCUGAUUUAGUCAUUAGUACAAAUGAGAUGUAAUAAAAAUAAAUGACUAAUUAUAACAAUGUUUUCUCUUUAAGGAUUGCAAGAUAACACAUGGUUCUGUGAUUGCCGCAUAUCAAAGUUGAUUGAACUUUCAAAACUCGUGGAUCCCCAUGUGGUUUUUCUGGACUCCCUAGUGGUUUGCUAUGGACCUGAGUCUCUAGCAGGCAUUUUGUUCCAAAGAGCAGAGUUGGAGCAAUGUCUGAAACCUUCUGUGAUGACAUCAGCCACAAAAAUUUCUUCGCCACUGGGGAGCAAUGUGUUACUGAGAUGUGAUGCAACAGGCUCUCCAACCCCUCAAUUAUCAUGGAGUAGAACUAACAGCACAUCCACUAAUUACACAGGUACAUCCAACUUUUUAUGCCAGUUCCAAGGAAUACUAGUGUUUCUUAUGUAUGGACUUAGAGAACUAAACAUUUCUGUACAUUUGCUGGACAUUCUAAUAUGCUUCUUCAUUGAUUAAAUGUAGGAAUUGGUAGGAGUAUCACGAGAAUGUCAACUUGGCAUAUUUUAUAUUAGAGAACGAUAUAUACAUGCAUACAUAAGAAAUGCAUAUAACCUGUCAGAUAAUCAAUGGUGUGUUGUAAAGUUAAUUGAAAAUGCUAGAUGUGGAAUCUAGAGUAACACAAAUAUUUUUAAUAAAAAUAAUGUUAGCAGCAUGCUAACCAGUUUAUGCAGAAAUUGUACUUAUUGCUAAACUAAAAAUACAUAUACAUAAACAAUGCCUGCUCUAUAUAUAUUAAGGGAUUCCAUGCAAUUUUUAUUCACUCUUGUUUUUUUUUUAAUGUGGGGAUUUUACAACAAUCUCAAAAUAGUUUCUGGGUGUGAAAAGCAAAGGAAAAAAAAAUAAAACAAAAUACAUAAAUGUUGGCAACGAGACAUUUCCAUAUAUUUGUGAAUAAUAUCUAUAAAACAAAUAAAUAGAAUUUAGCAAUAGUAGUGAGAAAAUUAGUCUUAAAACAGAUUGUGCUAAAUCAUUUAAGCUUGGUGGAAGAGUUAUUAUAAGAAUUGAAUAAAUUAGUAUGUAUUAUGUUCAAAUGAUGACCAACUCUGCAUACCCAGGGGAAAGGGGUAUAUAUCUUAACAAUAUAUAUAUAGUAACAAUUGUCAAUACAUUACAAAUAAGUCUGGUUUUGACUCAGAUAAGAAAAAUAAAAUCAAAGAAAAGAAAAUAAAAAAAGGCAAGGGAACUUUAGAGGAGUAAGUCCCUAUACUUAUCCUUGAUCUAUCCUUCACAGUGAAGACAUGGCACGAGAAGGCCGAUCAACAUUUAGACCAGUAACUGUCUUGUAUGAGGGACUAAAAGAGUAAUAUUCUGGACAUUUCAUGAUGUUGUAACAUAUGUUCCGGCAAACAUGUCCGGCUGUGUACCAAGACCCACUAUGUGAGGAAAUUAUCAGCAUCCAAGGGUUGACAGUUUGAGAUUAAAGUCAUUGUUGUCCACUAUCAAGGAUUAUGAGUAACCCAUUUAAUACCAGGUUGCACAGACUGUGCCAAUAUAAAGUAUUCCCAAGUUAAGUCUUAAAAAAAACAAGCUAUCUGACUUAAAGCUCAGGGGUGACUUCCCCUUCACUGCACUCAUAAUCUGAAGUUUAUCAGUAAAAAGAGUGGCAUUUAAUAAUCACAUCCCUAGGUGCCACACAAGGAGCCUGCAGGUUGUUUGGGCGACAUUAUGGAGGUAAAGAAGAUGUCUGAGGAAAUAAGUGAUUUCCUCUGUUAUAAUGGUCAAAUGCUGUUGUCUGAGGCUAUAGAUUGUGUUUAGGAUUGCUCUUCCACCUAUCAGUUCUCCGAUAUCUUGACCAUCACUCAAGCUUGUGAAGAUAUACUAUUUCUUCUUCCAAUUAUAUUGUCCUUCCUCCAAGUGUAGAUACAGCCAGAUAUAUAUAGAUGUAGAUAUAGCCAUAUAAACAGAAUAUAAUGACUGUAAAAGGCAGUCUUUAGAUGUGGUGGCACAGACAGUGAAGAAAAUACAUCCAUUCUGGCUGCCAAUCGCUGUGCCCCUCAAACUUGUUCACUCUUCAAAAAAUAAGCACCAAUAUUUUGCAUGAGAUAAUUAAGGAAGAAUUUGAACAGCAUUUUAAUAUCUUUAGUGAUUUUAUAAUUAUAGAUGUUUUAAGUAUUUUUUUUAGUUAAGAGAUUUAACCCCGUAAGGACCAAACUUCUGGAAUAAAAGGGAAUCAGGACAUGUCAGACAUGUCAUGUGUCCUUAAGGGGUUAAAUACAUGAAAUGUCAUAAAACUGAGUUCUUCAUUGCUGUGACUUAUUCUUUGCAAAUAUUAUAACAGAUUCAGUGUAUAGUAAAUAUUAAAUUUUAAUACGUAAAUUGUUUCAGCGUGUCUCUUAGCUGUUUUCUUCUCUUUCUAGUUAUUCAGGAAUCUCCAUCAGAUGGUGUGAGAUGGUCAAUUCUAAGUAUGAAUGGCAUUUCCUACAAUGAUGCUGGAGAAUACCGAUGCAAGGCUAAAAAUUUGGCAGGUAUAGCAGAAGCAUCAAUAACUGUCAUAGUGGUUGGUGUUGUCACAACAACAGGAUCUCCACAACGUUCAUUUUGGAAAGUAGGAGCAGAUCAGAUUAGCAAUAUGCAAACAGUAAAGGAGGAAAUUAUCACAACAACAGCUGCAGACUGGUUUCCAGUUCAGACAAUUACAUCUUCAUCAGUAGCCCCAAAAACAACAUCAGCAGCACUACCACCAACAAUAGCCCCUACAAGUAUUACCUCUACUACUCCAAAGAGCUCAGAGACAAAACAGCCAAAGUUACAGGUACCUGUCAAGAAAAUUGGGACAUCUGCCACACAACACAGUUCUGUAGUACGGAACCUGAAAGUGUCUGUUGAGUCAGAGGAUCGGGUCACUCUGACCUGGAAGACUCUCAACACAACAAACAGUUCGACCUUGACUGUGCUGUAUUCAAAAUAUGGUGAUGAAGAGAUGCUGAGGUUGAGCACAGACCCCAGGAAAAAUAAAGUAACAAUUGAUGGGUUACAGCCCAACACAAAAUACAUGGCGUGUGUUUGUCUGAAAUCAACAGCACCUAGAAAAGACCAAUGCAUUGUGUUCUCUACAGACUCUCUUCUCACCACUGAAAGUGUUUCCCAAAUAUCAAGCCUAGUAAUAGCCAGCAGUGUUGGCUGUGUUAUUAUCUUGCCGGUCAUCUUUGUUUUACUUUACAAAGUCAUAAAACUGCAGUGCAAGCCACAGGCCCCUGGUGAAGAGGACCUCUUAAAAGAGACGUAUAUAAAAUUUGAAACCUUGUCCUUGAGACCAUGUUCCAUCAAUGCUGGAGGAGAGUUAUGGACUCGAAGAGACACAACAGAGUCAGAGAGACUUCUUCUAUGCUCAAGGUCAAGUAUGGACUCUCAAGUGACUUGCAAAAGUGAAGGAUCAAGGCCAGAAUACUACUGCUAGAACCUGCAUGUAUUAAACACAAAUCUAAACAUUAAAAAAAUUAUAUUUUUUCAAAAAUGCAGUUGGUAUUUAAAUCACACUAAAAUAGACUUUCUCUGUGCUUUAUUCUCUGUUAUUCAUGUCCAAAUGUUUUUGUUUUUCUGUUCUUGAUAUUAAUUGAAACUUUUUUCCAAUAAAUAAAUAUUUUUAUUAGCUAA